Cuscuta epithymum is the source of this 2373-nucleotide messenger RNA. NCBI's taxonomy places the organism in Eukaryota, Viridiplantae, Streptophyta, Magnoliopsida, Solanales, Convolvulaceae. The record is from the annotation of a GenBank genome assembly.
UCUUAUGUGAGGUUUAGGCUAUACUUUCCCAAAUCGGUGGAGAGAGACUUCAGUGGUCAACUAAACAUAUCUGAAAUCCCAUGGAGUUUGUUGCUCAUGUUCUCAUAUAUCCCUGCCCUCUUCAAGGCCAUGUCAACUCCAUGCUCAAAUUUGCACAGCUCCUAGAUCUUUCCAAUUUCCAUGUCACUUUCCUAGCCACCCCCAAUAUCGACGCCCGCCUUCGAGCUCACACCGACAUAGAAUCCGACGGCCGGUUCAGCCACCGGUUCAGGAUUCAGCGUUUCCCUGCCGGAAUCUAUGAAGGUAGACCCGAUACUAGAGAAGGGAUUCUGGAGCUAAUCGAUUCCUUGCAGACGAUCGGGAAGCCGUUUCUGAAGGAACUUGUAAGGCAGAAAGACGAUUCCUGGCCGCCGUUUACAUGUUUUGUUUCGGAUUUACCGCUCGGCAUGGCGGUGGAGGUCGGCGCCGGAGUCGAUUUGCCGGUUUACUAUUUCCGUACGGCCAGCGCAGCUUCCUUUUGGAUUUACUUCUCCUGGCCGGAUCUCCUUGACGCCGGCGAGUUUCCAUUCCAAGAAACCGAAAUGGACUCUUCUAUCACAAAGGUGAAGGGCAUGGAAGAUUUUCUGAGAGCAAGAGACCUUCCACGAUUUUUCCAGCAAGAUAGCAUUCUUAGUUUUAUAUCUACUGAAACCAGGAGUGCAGUUCAAGCUCGAGCAGUCAUACUAAACACUUUCGAACAACUCGAGGGACCAAUACUCUCCCAAAUCAGAACAAAGUGUCCAACGGUGUACUCAAUUGGACCAAUCCAUGCCCAUCUCAAGGCUAAACUACUAUCCAAACCCGCCUCCUCCAAUAGUCUUUGGCAAGAAGAUCAAACCUGUAUGGCUUGGCUCGACUCACAAGAACCCAAAUCCGUGAUCUACGUGAGCUUCGGAAGCAUCGCUGUGAUUACAAAGCAACAAUUGAUGGAGUUUUGGUAUGGUCUAGUCAAUAGUGGCCAAAAGUUCUUAUGGGUGGUGAGGCCCGAUUCGAUUGCCGAAAAAUAUGGGGAAACCCCAAUUCCUCCCGAGCUAGAAGCGGGCACGAAAGCAAACGGGUACAUGGUAAGUUGGGCACCUCAAGAGUUGGUCUUGGACCAUCCUGCCAUUGGGGGAUUUUUAACCCAUUCUGGAUGGAACUCAACACUUGAGAGUAUUGUCGCGGGGGUGCCUAUGAUUUGCUGGCCGUUCAUGGUUGAUCAGCAGACCAAUAGCCGGCUUGUUGGAACGGUGUGGAAGCUAGGACUGGACAUGAAAGAUGUGUGUGAUAGAGGCAUUAUGGAGAAUGUAAUCCGAGAAUUGAUGAUUAUAAGAAAGAGUGAGUUCUUGGAGAGUGCUGAAAAUAUGGCCAAGUGUGCAAAAGAAGCUGUCACAGAAGGUGGAUCGUCUUAUUCCAAUUUUGAAUGUCUUGUUCAAGAUAUUUGCUCACUGAGAAAACCUUAAUAACCUCCUCGGUUAUUUCGAUAGCAACAUACGAAGUAUUUCAUUAUUAUUGUGGGAUUUAUGUACUAAAUUAUCAAAAUAUUUAUUGUACAUCGACUUGUACAAUUGUUACAAUCUAAAUGCAAACAAGACUUCAUUCCUAUUGUUAUGCUCUCUAGGGUUUUUCUCUUUCUCUCUCUAGAGCACCGGGGGUUCGAAGUUUGGAUUUUGCUUUUGGAUUGUUUGGAUUUUGCUUUCGGAUUGUUUGGACUUUUUGUGAGAUCGGAAUUCAGGGAUGUCGGUUCGGGAUGUAGCAGCAAGGGAUUCAGCGAGUCCAUUGGUUCGCCUCGGUUUUGCAACAACAAGGGAUCUGGUGCUCCAUCAACGAGUUCGCUUGGAGGUCCCUUGUUAGGUCGCAACCCUCCUUCUUGGAAGGAGGAAGAUGAGUGCAGGUACAUGGAAUUGCAGACGACUUGGUAAUCUGGCUACAAUUCAAUGCCCGACAGAUCAACACAAAAGUUUGACUAUGGAGGUGGUUGAGCGGCGGGCACGUCCCCCUCCUGAACCGCCACCAUGGAGUUUAAGCAAGUCUAGGGUGAUCGUGUGGUUUGGCUGGCUCGAACAGAGGAUCUACUUUAUCUGUUUUAUUUUCUCCUUUAGUGAUUAUUUAUUUUGUUGUCUGCUUUCUUUUGUUUUUGAUAUUCCUGUUUGUAAGACGUUGAUUUUUUAUGUGGGGGAUGAGAGGAAUACGAUAACCGUUUUUGGCUUUAGGUUUCCCACUUAUGGAUCAACGAAUUAUAUUGCUUCUCAGAAGUUGAUUAAUUCCGAAUCUGGUUCGUGGGAUAACGGUUGUCAGAUUUCGUUUUGUCGUUUGAUCCAUACUCUGAAUUAUCUGUUAUCAAUAUAAGCUGAA